This is a messenger RNA of Sorex araneus (European shrew), 3104 nucleotides long. RefSeq names its product vimentin type intermediate filament associated coiled-coil protein (gene VMAC). NCBI's taxonomy places the organism in Eukaryota, Metazoa, Chordata, Mammalia, Eulipotyphla, Soricidae. The record is from RefSeq and is a predicted model, not a curated record. The coding region runs from base 791 to 1291 and encodes 166 amino acids. The transcript is spliced from 2 exons.
GGAGCCGCAGCCUUAUUUCUCUUUGCGGGGCUUCACACGUGGCGGUGCUCAGGGCUCCUGGCUCUGUGCUUAGGGAUCAUUGCUGGCGGGGCUCCGGGGACCCGGGAUCGAUCCCGGGCCAGCCAAGCAAUCUACCGUCUACCGUACGAUCUACCUGAGAGUCCCCCCAGAUUGGGAUGUGGAGACCGGACUCCACGUGAGAGGACACAGUGGGGAACAGAGAUGCGUGCACUCCCACAGCCUGACUCGGUGACAUGCGGUCACCCCGGGACCAGUCCCCACCUCUCACAACCCCUAGUCGGAGCCUAAGCAGCGUGUGUCUAUUUGGGGGCGUGGUCGGGGCCGUGUGUUCGGAGAUAAACGGCCAAUCGUCGCUCUAGGUCCUGGCCCACGGUCAGUUUGCAGUUUGUUCGAACCCAAAUAGUCCUACGCGAAAGAAGGAUGAGCUUCGAAGUUGGGGCGUGGCCACAUCGAGACCUGGCCAAUCCGCGAGCUGUACAAGCCUAAAGGCGUGAGAGCGGCCAAUCACGGCUGUGAAAGAUGCGCCUUUGUCGGGGACCGUGGUUAGUUUAGAGGGGCGGGGUUUGUCAGGACUGGACUACAGCCAAUCGUGCGGAGGUCCCGAUCCGGACCCCGGGGGGGCGUGGCCCGUGUUAGCUCUGUGGGGGCGGGGCCUGUCGAGCCGCAGCCAAUAGUGCGGUGGUCCCGAUCUGGCCUCCGGGAGGGCGUGGCCGGGCCCGGUUCCGGGUAGCCCAGGGGGCGUGGCCGGGCCUGGAGCGCAGCCGGGGCCAUGUCGGCGCCGCAGCCCUUGCAGAUCCGCGAGGCGAACGCACACCUGGCGGCCGUGCACCGGCGCGCGGCGGAGCUGGAGGCGCGGCUGGACGCUGCGGAGCGCACGGUGCGUUCCCAGGCCGAGCGCCUGGCCCGUCACGACCAGCAGUUGCGCGCUGCCCUGGACGAGCUGGGCCGCGCCAAGGACCGGGAAAGCGCCGCGCUCCGGGCGCAGCUGCGCUCCGCCGAGGCCGCCGUGCGCCAGAGGGACGCGCUGAUCCAGCAGCUGCAGCCGCGGGCCCAGCUGCUGCAGGACCUCUGCCGCCACCGGCCGGCGCUGGCCGGGCUGCUGGCCGCCCUGGCCGACGUGGAGCGACUGGGGCCCCCGCCGCCCGGGCCUCCGGGGCCCCCGCUCCCUGGCGGGCCCAGCCCCCCACUCACCAACAGCACCGGGGAGGAGGAAGAGGACGAGGACGAGCUGGACGGCUUGCCGGCUGCGGUGCUGGGGACCACGGUGUGAACCCCCCCGCUCACGGGCGCCGGCUCCAGGGAGAGGAGGACCCCGCGAAGGCUUUUCUCUGUGCGGGCGCUUCCGAGUCGGGGCAUGGUGGGGUGCCUGUCGCCCAGAGGGACGGCGCGGUGAAGGCAGAAUCCUGUGGGGACACCAGCAUCUGUUUCCAAAAACAUGGCGGCGGACUCUGGGAAGAUGUUUAGCCCAGAUAAUUGGGAGGAAGGGACUCCCAAAACAGUGCUCAGGAAGGGCAAAAGGCAUCUCCAGUGGCGGGGGCUGGAGUGAUAGCAUAGCGGGUAGGGCGUUUGCCUUGCACGCGGCCGACCCGGGUUCGAAUCCCAGCAUCCCAUAUGGUCCCCUGAGCACCGCCAGGAGUGAUUCCUGAGUGUAGAACCAGGAGUGACCCCUGUGCAUCGCCGGGUGUGACCCAAAAAGAAAAAAAAAAAAAAAGGCAUCUCCAGUGGGGCCUGAUCGUUCAGUGUUCAGAACCAGCAAAGCUGGAGCCACCAGGCCACACCCGGUGGAGCAUUGGGGUGCCAAGCGGUGUUGGGAUCACAGCUUGGGACCGUAUAUGCAGGUCUUGCACCCCUGGCUCCUGGAUAUAAUUUUUUGGGGGGGUGGUUGGGGUGUUUGGGCUACCUGGCGAUGCUCAGGGCUUACUCUAGCCUCAGUGCUCGGGCCCUUGCCCUGGAGACCCAGUGGGAAAGCUGGGGGUUGAACCCAGGUUGGCCACGUGCAACGCCAGCGCCCUCCCCACUCUGCAAUGGCUCCAGGCCCUGGGCAGAAAAUUCUUUGUUUGGGGCCACGCCCAGCUGUGCUCAGGGAUCACUCCUGGUGGGGCGCCAGGGACCCUAGUGAGUGCCAGGGACUGAGUCCAGUGCCUUCCCCGCCGGACACUCCCUGACCCCAUCGAAAGUGAUUUUUCACCCUAACUCAGGCUGCCCUUGACCCUGUUCCUGAGUGUCCCACCUCAGUGCCUUGGAGCUGGCCAGUCCCUCUGCCUGGACACUGCCCCGCCCCCAGCUCCCGUGACCCGUGUCACAUGACCAGCUCCUUAUCUGUGCUCAGUCGUCACCUCCCAGGGGCGGAACAGAGGACUCAGGCUCUCUCAGGGCACAUGGCCACUCCAGUGUCCAUCCCCGCACCUCACAGGCUCCCCACUGCCGGGCAGAGAGCCGGGAGCUGACCCCCGAGAACCAUCAGGUGUGGCCCACCAGCCGAGAGCAGCCCUGCCCUCCGGGAGGCCUACCUGACCGACAGUGAGUCCUCUGCCCACCGGCUCUCCUUCUAGAACUUUCUGGCACCCUGGCCGUGCCCGGGCAGCAUCAAGACUUCUUCUGUGUGUCGGGGAUGCCAGUAGGAGCAGGAUUCGGGGUGGUGGUGGUGUGUGGUCUUCAAAGGUGACCCCGGCACACCUGCAGGCCCCCAACCCCCAGGCCAGUCUCCAUGUAGAAGCUGCAGCCUAACCCUUUUUAAAAGAUGCCUCAGAGACUCUAUUUUUGAACCAACCCCCCCCCCCCCCGCACACACACACACACAUGCUGUCCUUUGGCUUAAGAUACUUGGGGGUGUGCUGCUUCUUGUCACGCCCGGGUCCCCCAUGCCAUCCUCUCUGCCUCUGGCCUGCAGGUCCAGCCCAGCCUGGCACCAGAGUGCAGUUUCCUGGGCCCCAACUCAGGGCAGGAAGCGCCCCAGGGCCGGGCCCUUCCCGGGACCCCCAGCCCGCUCACAAUGGCCCCUUUUCUUCUCUGGAUGGGAUGAAGCAAGCCAGGCAGGAGGCUGGAGCCUGUCUGCUCCGGAAUAAACUGGAUUCCCAGCCCUG